Anopheles funestus (African malaria mosquito) is the source of this 1646-nucleotide messenger RNA. RefSeq names its product SAGA-associated factor 29 (gene Sgf29). The record is from RefSeq and is a predicted model, not a curated record. The coding region runs from base 476 to 1342 and encodes 288 amino acids. NCBI's taxonomy places the organism in Eukaryota, Metazoa, Arthropoda, Insecta, Diptera, Culicidae. Gene Ontology annotation, cellular component: SAGA complex. The transcript has 2 exons.
GCAAUCGCAAUGCUCUAGCAAUGUGAUGAUUUUUACAAAAAAAAAAAUGUUAUCUAUUGUAAUUAAGAGUUAAUCCUUCAUUGGCUCAAGUUGUAAUGCAACCCCUUUUCGCAUUAUCGUUUUGCAGUAAUACAUCGAGAGUGUUAUAUGGUGUGUGUCUACGUACCUUUAGCUGAUGCUGUCAUAUUUUCGAACAGUUCCAUUGCAAUUGGUAUACCAAAAGUGAAUUAAUGCAGUAAACAAAUAGCGAGAGCAAAGAUUAUUUCGUGUUUCAAUUAAUGUUUCGCUAUAAAAUUUAAUCACCGUUUGUUUCUUCAACGUUGCACCUUUUAACUGAAUGUAUUUCGGUAGGUAUUGAAAGCAGCUGCCUAUUCGACUUAAAGCCCAAUCAGAGCUAAUCUAGGAGUGUUCGAUAAAAGCGUAAACAGGCCCGUUCACAAAUCAGAACGUAUUUGUAAAAUAAACCGGCUCAACCAUGCCAUUAACAGCAGAACAGGCAAUGUUACAAGUGCAGGAACGGCUGAAGUCCCUGAAAUCCCUCGUCUGCGAAAUAGAAACGGAACGAAAGCGCAAUGAAACGAACAUCAACAACGUGAUACGUUUGACCAAAAUGGCAAGCGAAGACAAGUCGCCUGCUCUUAACCAUAAACUAAAGACGUUAUACAAAGUUGGCUUGCAGGAUGCAGUACAGGAGGAAACAUUGAUCCGGCAAGCUUUAUCAAAGAUUCAGGACAUAAGAAACAUACGCAACGAGCGUAGAAUACAGGCACGUAAUGCGGGCAACAAAGAGACUAUCCGAAGAGGUGCGUUGAUGAAAAUGCUGCAAAUCUCUGCUCAAACUUUGCCGCUCUUUGUCAGCAAACCAGGUGAAAAAAUACCCCAUCUUUGCGGGUCGAUUGCCGCGGAUAGUAGCUACAUUGCCAAGCCGGGGGACAUGGUGGCUGCGCUUGUAAAGAGCGAGGAAGGCGAAGAGAACUGGAUUCUGGCCGAAGUGGUACAGUAUGUAUCAUCCACCAGUAAAUACGAAGUGGAUGAUAUUGAUGAGGAGCAAAAAGAUCGUCAUGUGUUAAGCCGUCGUCGUAUCGUUCCGCUGCCAUUGAUGCGUGCUAAUCCCGAAACAGACGGACAGGCUUUGUUUCCAAAGGGUACCACCGUGAUGGCACUCUACCCGCAAACUACAUGCUUUUAUAAGGCUAUUAUUAACCAGCUGCCACAGACGGCAAAUGAUGAAUACGAAGUGCUGUUUGAAGAUCCAACGUACCCAGACGGAUACUCGCCACCGUUGUUCGUUGCGCAGCGAUACGUGAUCGCUAUUAAGCAGAACAAAAAGACCACCUCUUGACAGCCGCAACAGCACGUGCAUUUGCAGUCCAUCCAUGCUCAAGGUGCUAACGGCUUAAACACUGCUUCCUCUUCAAAUGCCCCUUUCGGAAACCUCGCUAAUGUAGCGAAUUGCAGUACCGGGGCAGCCAAUGCGGCAAUUACAUCUAACACAUCGGGCGCCGUAGCGAGACAAGAAUCUGUUGCAGAAAAUAUGUAUGACGACGAACCAUUUUAGGUUUAUUAUAUGAGUUAUAACUAUAAGGUCCUUAAUUUAUGGCACAACAUCCAAUAAAAAUACACGAUAAAAGUAUAUAACCAACAGA